Molecule: messenger RNA, 5041 nt
Organism: Porites lobata
Lineage: Eukaryota; Metazoa; Cnidaria; Anthozoa; Scleractinia; Poritidae
Source: the annotation of a GenBank genome assembly
AUGAAAAAUGAAGACAUCACCUCAUCAUACAUCACCACUUGCGUUUUGAACGCUUUCUUAUCUUACACCGCUGUUACACUGAACUGUUUAACGAUCUACCCCUUAACAAAACUCUCAUCACUACCAAGACCUUUAAAAACGCUGCUCUUAAGCCUGGCUGUUUCUGAUCUGGGUGUUGGUUUGACGGUGCAGCCUUCGUACAUUGCGACUCUUGUCAUGGAAAUGGAACACAAAACUGAAAGCAAUCCAGCCGAUAACAUAGCCUACAAAUUCUUUGUUUUCACGGUGAAUUUGUUUGGUUAUGCGUCUUUCUUCGGAGUAACAUUUUUGAGUUUGCAUAGAUUCCUGGCUGUUUACCUACAUCUAAGAUACCAGGAACUUGUGACCCACGAGCGUGUUGUUGUUGUCAUGGUUUGGGUUUUCAGUGCAGUUUUGUCGUUUCUGAGACUGUGGAUCCCGAAACGAUAUAAUUUACGCUAUUAUUAUUCUCUCUCUUCUCUUAACAACAACGCCGAUUAAUUACAAGAUUUAUUUAUCAGUACGUCAUCACGUGAACCAAAUUCAAGCCUUGCAAGUUCAACCAACGGCUAAUCAGAACGGUGAAGCUGGAACGAGAAACACUGCAGACUGGAGAAAAUUUGCAAUCGGAAUGUUAAUGGUAUAUCUUGCGUUUUUGGUUUGUUAUUUGCCAAAUUUCUGCUUUUUAAUUGUCUAUCUUAUCUCUGGUCCAUCGAGCUCCACUACCGUUUUGGAUCUAUUCAGUUCGACUCUGUUAUUUCUUAAUUCAACGUUAAAUCCUCUGAUUUACUGUUGGAAAAUGAGACGAAUUCGAUUAACCAUCUUGACAAUACUGAGGAACAUAUUUUAGCGCUGACAACCGAUUAUCGUAGACAAAAAAUAAAGCCUGAAAUUAUAAAAUUUCAUCAUUCUCACUCUCUCUUUUCCGUUUUGUAUUAGUUAACGGUGUCUACAAAGAGCGCUCUUAGUCUGAAAAAUUCAGACAUCGAUAAAACUUUAGCGAGUUUUUAGAGCCGUGGAGAAGGUAACUGUUUUCUUGAUUGAAAGGCCACGAAGAGCUGGUAGUCUUAAGAUAAAUGCCCACUGAAACAUUCAUACAAAUUAAUAUUCAGAUUAACUCCCCACAUAUAGCACUUUCCGGGACAGUGAAAAUGACCUUAUAUUGACUAAAAACUCUCUGAGAGGUCAUGAGAUACUGAUCUUCAAAGUUUUUGUUUAUGAGUGUUUUUUUAGUCAUUUUUGUUUAGUUUUUCUGUAUUAAGCAAAUAUAAUGGAUAACUAUAAUUACAGGGCAACAGUUUCUUUGACUUUGUACACCAAAGGUAGCAGGUGUUUUUUUGUUGCUAUAUGGGAAAGAGAUAAUGUUAUGUUUACAAAUAUAUUUUUUCUUGCGGGCAAUCCUGUGCGGAAUCAUUGCGUUCCACGUCAGGAGAACGCAACCUAAACUCAAUCCGGGUGACGCCUGACAGCGGUUAGCCUUGCAUAGAUACAGAGGCUUGAGACAACUCGGAAAUGGACUAGCCUGCUUGGCCGGCGUCGAAUAGGGGGUGGGGGGAUCAAGCGCUUUUCUAACAAUCCCUCUCCCAACCCCUUCCCCUUUUUUCGCCUUUCACGCAGGUUAUCAAAAAGUUAAUUAAAAACAUAGCCAAAUUGCUUCUUUAUUGCUUGCUUCCCUGCCGGACCUCUGGCUGUAAUACAUCAACUGUUCACCACAGGGGACUCCGUGGAGACAGGAAAACUAAUAAAUGGCAAAAAAUAAUUUUCAGUGAAGAUGCUAGCUGCGACUCCGGGCAAAGACUCGGCUCAAAAUAAUAUUUAGGAACGUUUACGUUUCUUGACUUUAGCUGAUCCUUCUUUUCUGUGCAGAGAAAAAUCAAGUUCAUUGCUGCUUUAUUGUACCAGAGCGGCAGUUUGUUUCAGUUGUGUAGUCGUGGUUUUGUUUUAGAACUGAUUACGAGAACAAAGUUUGUAAAAAAACGAUCAAUUUCAGAUUCCUUGAUGACUUGAAGUACAUAAGUCGGUUUUUAUUAUUUGUGUGGUAUAUCUUCUUCACUUUAUCUCCAAGGUCGGUGUGACAAAACCCGCCACAAAAGUAAGUCCUCCUUAAGGAUCACACAGAGCAUACACAAACUCAAGAAAACACUUAUAUAAAUAUAAAAAACAAUAAUGCUCUAAGCGUUUAUUAAAACAAUACUCCCAAAACUCCACGAUUUUAGGAUUAACUAGGCGUUUCUAUAUACUCGUUUCACUAAACAAUUAAAACGGGAUAAUUAACAAUUAUUCCACGAGGGCGCGUUGGAUAUGAGAUGAUUGAUAGCCAACGAGGCGCGUAGCGCCGAGUUGGCUAUAAUCAUCUCAUAUCUAACAAGCGCGAGUGGAAUAAUUGUUUUAUUAAAAACGCCCACAAACUCUCGUUGAAUCUCCCCGACUAGAACAAACCGAAAAAGACAAGAGACUUCCGCCAUUCACAUGUCACACGUCUAUCAAAACUGUCAACGCGCGAACGAAUUCGCCUGGACUGCAUGAAUGAAAAAUCAAAACAUUGUAGCGAUAAACAUUAGUUUUUUAAAAACUCAUCGGGAUUCUAGGAUUUUACACAGCAGAACAGCUAAAACACCUGGCAGAUAAUGUGAAGGAAAAGCAUUUUUAAGUGACAGCCGUCGAAAUUACUGUGAAUUUGGAUUUUCGGUGCAGUUAUAAUAGUAAGAACAACGGAGAAAAACUAUUACCUCAGUCUCUUGUUAUGAAGUUGUUUGAAGCCACAAAAUGGUUUUGCUGAACGAGAAAAGAAGCUAUACUGCCGCCUCGAUUGCUCUAGUGAAUGGCUGCAUAGCCUGUAUUUGUAGCUGGUUACUUGUGAUUUAUAUUCUUGAUGUCGGAUAAACAAGCCGCAGUUAUCUAUCGGCGAGUGACUCGAUCGGCGAAUGGCUUCGUGAUCAGGAAUUGAAGAAACAACACUUGUCUUCUUUCGUAGCUGGUCAAGGUACUUUAGUUCCAUGUGUUUUCAUGUGUUUUUCGACAAACUUUCAAACAAGCUCUUGUGGCUAUUUUGUUUGUUUUCGUCUUUUUUCUUUCGAUGAAAUUGCAUUUCUAGUAAUGUAAGAAAUGAAUCAAAACGAUUUGCUUCGGACGCCAUUCUAUCCUUCGCGAAAAAAAAUCUCAGCUAGCUUCCAAUUUUAAACUGACGCGAACACCGACCAUAUAUGGAGAGCAUGGUAUAAUAGCUCAUAUACCAUAACGGCUAAGCCAAUCAAAAAGCUAGAAUUGCAUUAUCCAAUGAUUCAGUUUUUAAUAAUUAUAAUUAUAACUUCUAAAGACUAAUGCGAUAUUACUUUUGAUAAUUAUUCUAAUUUCUAAACACUAAUGAGAUAUUGCUUCUUUUACACAAAAAUACACAGCAAUUUUUGAACUACUUAGUCUACAACAUAAUUACAAAUUAUCUUCUUCGAACACACAGUAAUUGCUCCCUUUUUAGUUCACCUUACGUAUAAAACAGAGUUCCUUGUCUUUCCUUUAGUCCAGCCCGCCGCGACUCCUUCCGAACACAACACCAUUUACUCGAUCCCAAAACCUCCAAACUCCAGUAGCCGCCUUACUCUUAUAUCUUUCACAGACUUGCUCCGGCUUCGGUCUCACGGUCUUCCGUUGCUCCCUAAUUCAGUUUGGUUUUCCGCAACCGUUCUCGGAGAGAUGUUACGUAACGCACUGAUUUUUUGGAGAGAUGUUACGGUCUUGAAGAGACGUUACGGUCGCCACAAUACUUCUCCUGCUCUCUCAACUUUUACAGCACAUCAAACUGCUUUGCCCCCGACAAAAUUAAAUGACUUCAACUUUGGCCGUGAAAUUAAACAGGACGCCUCUGCUGAAGGGAUUUCAUUAGUGCUUGUGCUUCAAGGUCUCUCUCUCUUACACUCUCUCUGAACACGCUCUCCGCACCGACUCUUUUCGCGACGCGGCUCUUUCUUAAUAUCUAAUAAUAAGAUUUCCAAAUCAUAUGCAAAUGCAAGGUGUGGCAAAAAGGGACCAUUGUAAAAGGUCUGAUCUAGUAACUAAAUGCUUACAACCAAUUUAACGGCUUACAAUGAAUAUUUCACCCAAUUAAUUACUUUUAUAACGAACACUGAAGUACCAACUACAACGAUAAAAGUUACGCAAUAGCGUCCUACAGCAAAAAAAUACUUAAACCCAAAAAAAAUAGCAUAAAAGAAGUAACUACUAUUAAUUAGGCAUCCUAUGACAGUCGGCCUGGCGGCAAGUAACAUAUAUCUCUACUUAUUCCUUUUUAUUACCAUUUAAACACCUGUUUUCUACAUUGGGCCAUUUAUACUUGGUAUGGUACAAAUAUUAGCAUUCGACUGACAAGUGCUGUCCGGCGAGAAGUCUCAGAAGCUCUAACUUGCCCUGUGAUGAUAUUUGUCCAUUAUUGUUAAAAUUAAAAAUGGUAAUAGAGUGAAACCUUAACUGACUAAAACGAAAAAUAGUAGCUACAGAUACAAGGUAGUUCUAGGAAAAUUCUGAAUUUCUGUUUUUCUCAUGGGCAUUUGAAAAGGUGUUCAGUCGGCACCACGUGUAGUCGUAUUUAUUUUCCCGGGAAGUGCUGUGUGUCUUUGUAGUUUUAUGCGCAUACAUUCGAACAUGCAAUUAUGUUAAAGGAGUACAGUUUUUUUUUGGUCCUUCAUGGCAACAGUUGCAUGGUUGCUGUCGGGGCACAUGAACUUGCUUAAGUUGUAUUUAUGUAUUGCUUUGUAGUUUUUUCAGACUGCCAACUCUGUUAACUUAUAAUACUGAAAAUGGAAGAGAAAAUCUGUCUUUGAAUUUUAAAGUUCAGUAUUAUUUUUCUCUACGCUAAUUCUCUGUCAGCCUUAGCAACAUGUUCCGUAAUAUCGUCAAGAUGGUUAAUCGAAUUCGUCUCAUUUUCCAACAGUAUAUCAAAGGAUUCAAGGUUGAAUUAAGAAAUAACAGAGUCGAACUGAAAAGGUCCAAAAUAACGGUAUUGGAGCUUGCAGGCCCAGAGAUAAGAUAG